AUGAGAGAUAUCACAAGGCCGUUCGUCCGCUCCGCAGCGAGAAGCAACGCGCGAGGGUCGAGCUCAAGCGAACAACCUGUGAUCGACAGCGAGCGGCAGCUCUCCGGAAAGGUCGUCGAUGAGGACGUGAGGAGUGCACUGGAGCGGUCUGGGUACAUGACGCCCGAACAGAUGAUCAUGAUCGACGCGGUCCUCACGCUGCCGCCAAAGACCCCAGAGGCGGAACUGCAACGACGGAUCACCGCCAUCCACACUGUCAGUGCAUACUGCGGUGCUGAGGAGGGGCCUCUCUGCCGUCGACGUGGUCGUGGCCCCAGCCCCAAGCCGACCACCGUGAAACCAAUGGCCGUCAAGGUGGAAGUGAUGGCCCAGCCACCAUCCAGCACGCUCCUUGAGUCGGCCGUUCGAGCGGUCCGGACGGAACGGCGACCCAAAAUAUGCUUUCUCUGUUUGCAGAACACCAAACUCUCACUGGCAGACCGAGUCUAUUCAUUCCAUGAACCGGGGGACCUGACCAAACAUUUUCAGAGGCGGCAUCUGAAGAAGUUCCAGCCGAUGGAUUGCGAUAUCUGCAACGUGAGGCUGAAAACCCUGAAAGAUCUUCUGCUCCAUGCGGAAACUGCACACGGAACCGUUACACGUUCGCCCAAGUACAGGAUGCUCGCCCAAUCUGGUGAACUCAGUGGCGCGACUGGCUGCCUGCCACCGAGCUCCCAACCAUCUUGGUUUGCGCCUGGCAACCAGUGCAAGCAGGCCAAUCAUCAAGGUGAAAGUUUCGUGUGUGCCUGGAAGCCCCCGCUCGUCUCACAGAUCAUUCACAAUUCCUCACAUCCCAAUCUGCCUUUCCGUUUCCCUUUUGCAUUUGAGCCAUCAGAAAUACCUCUCUUUGUCACGGACAUGGGACAGCACAGCGUGAACUCGCGUGACUGCUUCCCCGGCCCUGGCCUUGCAUCUGGAGUGACCUCCUUGGAGCAUGAGCCAUUCCUAGCUUCGUAA
Messenger RNA from Histoplasma mississippiense, 996 nucleotides. RefSeq lists its product with no specific name. The coding region runs from base 1 to 996 and encodes 331 amino acids. The transcript has 6 exons. The record is from RefSeq and is a predicted model, not a curated record. NCBI's taxonomy places the organism in Eukaryota, Fungi, Ascomycota, Eurotiomycetes, Onygenales, Ajellomycetaceae.